UGAGGCAGCAUAUUAAGGCAGGAGAGGAGCUGGAGGAGCUGCAGCCGCUCAGUGUGUCUGGACAUCACCGCCUCUCCAGCCUUCACCAUGGUCGACGCCUUCUGUGCCACUUGGAAACUGGUCGACAGUGAGAACUUCGACGAGUACAUGAAAGCGCUGGGCGUGGGCUUCGCCACCCGGCAGGUGGGGAACGUGACCAAGCCCACCGUGAUCAUCAGCCAGGAGGGCGACAAGGUGCUGAUCCGCACCCAGAGCACCUUCAAGAACACAGAGAUCUCCUUCAAGCUGGGAGAGGAGUUCGACGAGAGCACGGCGGACGACAGGAGCUGCAAAUCCACAGUGAGUCUGGAUGGAGACAAGCUGGUCCACGUCCAGAAGUGGGACGGCAAAGAGACCAAGUUCGUCCGGGAAAUCAAGGACGGGAAGUUGAUCAUGAAUUUGACCUUUGAGGACGUCCACGCGGUGCGAACGUACGAGAAGGCGUGAGUCCCAGACGCACGUCCUCCACAUCGGCUGCUCCUGAUUUUAUAAACAUUGACAGACUGUUGGUUGUGCUCCUCAUGUAAACGGCCUCAGGCUGCACAUUUUCUAAGGUUUUUAUAUGAAUACGUCUUUACAAGCCUGUGUGAAACAUGAAAUAAAGAAACAG
Messenger RNA from Betta splendens (Siamese fighting fish), 649 nucleotides. RefSeq names its product fatty acid-binding protein, brain. Gene Ontology annotation, biological process: fatty acid transport. The record is from RefSeq and is a predicted model, not a curated record. Lineage: Eukaryota; Metazoa; Chordata; Actinopteri; Anabantiformes; Osphronemidae. Bases 88 to 486 code for a protein of 132 amino acids. The transcript is spliced from 4 exons. Gene Ontology annotation, cellular component: cytosol; nucleus. Gene Ontology annotation, molecular function: fatty acid binding.